Messenger RNA from Trichophyton benhamiae CBS 112371, 1674 nucleotides. RefSeq lists its product as uncharacterized. The transcript has 4 exons. The record is from RefSeq and is a predicted model, not a curated record. The coding region runs from base 1 to 1674 and encodes 557 amino acids. Lineage: Eukaryota; Fungi; Ascomycota; Eurotiomycetes; Onygenales; Arthrodermataceae. Gene Ontology annotation, molecular function: metal ion binding; ATP binding; phosphoribosylaminoimidazole carboxylase activity. Gene Ontology annotation, biological process: 'de novo' IMP biosynthetic process.
AUGGUGCACUCUGCAAGAGUUGGCGUCCUCGGCGGCGGCCAGCUUGGUCGUAUGCUGAUGGAGUCCGCAAACCGCCUGAACAUCCAGAUGAAUAUACUCGACGCGGAGGCGGCACCGGCAAAGCAGAUCAGCGCGCAUGAUACCCAUGUAACAGGCUCGUUCAUGAACCCGGAGGCAGUCCGCAAGCUGGCUGAGGUUAGUGAUGUGCUAACAGCUGAGAUUGAGCAUGUCGAUACGUUUGCUCUGGAAGAGGUACAAUCCCUGGUCAAAGUCGAGCCUAGCUGGAAGAGUAUUCGGAUUAUUCAGGACAAAUAUGCGCAAAAGGAGCAUCUAGCCAAGUUCAAUAUUCCCCAGGCAAAAUAUAGGGAGAUACGAGAGAAUCGGCCUGAGGAAUUGGCUAAGGUUGGGCAGGAAUUUGGAUAUCCGUUUAUGCUGAAAUCCAAAACUGGUGCUUAUGACGGGAGAGCCCCCGCUCUGGAAUCUUUGAAAGGUAGACCCCUCUAUGCUGAGAAAUGGGCUAAGUUCAGGAUGGAACUAGCUGUUAUUGUGGUUAAGACAAAGGAUACUGUCCUGUCAUAUCCCACCGUCGAGACUGUCCAGGAAGACUCUAUAUGUAAGCUUGUCUAUGCACCGGCUCGAGGCGUCUCGGAGAGAAUCAAUGAAAAGGCUCAGGAGCUAGCCAGAAAUGCCGUUGCCGCGUUCGAGGGUAAAGGAGUCUUUGGAGUCGAGAUGUUCCUUCUAGAAGAUGACUCGCUGUUACUAUGUGAACUGGCUAGCCGGAUCCAUAAUUCAGGGCACUACACAAUUGAAGGGUGCGGCCUGUCGCAAUUUGAUACCCAUCUACGGGCCAUUCUUGAUCUGCCUAUCCCACCACAGAGCCUGCAGCUACGACAACCAUCGAUUAUGCUAAACAUAUUAGGUGGGUCUGCUCCAGACUCACAUCUGGAUAUUGCACGACAGGCCCUGUCGAUACCGAAUGCAAGCAUCCACCUGUACAGCAAAGGGAAUGCCAGGCCAGGACGCAAGAUGGGUCAUGUAACUGUGACAGCAUCGACGAUGCAUGAAGCUGAGGCUAUUAUCCAGCCACUGGUUGAGUAUGUCAACGGCAAAUCAGUAGCAUCUGCACCUUUAGCCGCACCAAAGCCCCAACCAACAGUGGGGGUCAUUAUGGGGUCUGAUAGUGAUUUGAAAACCCUUGUUCCCGGGUUGAAGUUGCUCCAAGAGUACUUUGGCAUUGUGCCGGAGGUCGACAUUACCUCUGCUCACCGCACCCCUGAGUAUAUGGCAGAGUAUGCGGCCUCAGCUGCAUCUCGCGGCAUCAAGGUUAUCAUUGCUGCUGCCGGCGGUGCUGCUCAUCUUCCUGGAAUGGCCGCUGCCCAUACCUCUCUGCCUGUUAUUGGUGUUCCUGUCAAGGGAAGUGCCCUUGACGGUGUUGACAGUCUGUACAGCAUCGUACAAAUGCCCAGAGGUGUCCCUGUUGCCACUGUUGGAAUCAACAACAGCAUAAACGCUGCGCUUCUUGCAGUAAGAAUACUGGGUGCUUUCAACCCGGCCCUGCGUCAGAAAGUCGAAGAGUAUGCGAAGGCCGCGAAGACCGAGAAUCUUGGCGUCAAGGGAGUGAAGAUGAGGGAGAUUGGAUGGGAAAAGUACUUUGACCAGAUGGAAAAGAAAUAA